AUGGCAGCCAGUAAACCAAAAUAUUCACUGGGCUCUCCACAAGAGCAUAUUGAAAUGUGUAAAACUCAUGAUUUACCAAUUGAUGUGAUUUGUGAAGACUGUGAUGAAUUUAUUUGUGGAAAAUGUGUCAAAACAGAUCAUAGAGAUCACGAUUGGAGCACAAUACCCACAGCAGCCAGCCAAAGGAAGAGAGCCUUGCUUAAAUUUCUGACAAAAAUUAAAGAAGAGGAUCUGCCUAGAACUGAUGAGAGGAUAAAAAAGAUAUCAAAACAGAUCACAGAAAAUAAAGAAUUGUGUGAUACUGAGAUCAGGAAGCUUCAGAUUCAUUAUGAUGAGGUAAUUGCCAGGCUGUUAGAAAUCAAGGAAAAUAAAGAACAAAAUUUGAGAGAUAAUUUAAAGGAAAAAAAUGAGCUGUUGAAUGAUAUGAAAUCUGAGUUAAACAAAAAGAAGAAAGAAAUUACAAAGACAGUUAAGUUCAUAGAAGACAAUAAGAGUGCCAUGUCAGAUUACAGCUUGAUUGUCAACCACAGAGAACUGACACAACUACUGUCUGACCUGGAUAUUGAUAUAAGGGAAAGUAAACAUUCACUGAGAUACAGAAAAGGAGAAAUCAGUGAUGAGGUACUGAAUACUAUGAUUGGAAAAACUCUGGAUUUAAAAGAUAUCAGUUUGACUGAAACAAGCUCAUUUGAAUAUGAUGAAGGAAUAUUUUUGUUGAAGGCAUUUUCUGAAGAUCAGUGUUACGUAAAAUUAUAUCAGUCAGCUCACACUGAAAAAGUUAAUACAGAAGGUGAGACGAAACACAAAUAUAAUAUCAAUCCUGAUGAUCUGUGUGUGACUGAUACUGAUGAUGUUUAUUAUAUUGACUCUAAUAAUAAGUCCAUCAGCUGUCUGUCACCAUCAGGAUCUGUCUCUACAGUCAUCAGUACAGAUUCACUGGAACCAGAGGGAAUCUGUCAGUCAGUGGACAGUGGACUACUGGUCACCUUGACAGACAAGGAAUCAGAUGAUUACAAAUUAGACUCCAACAGCAGACGUUUGGUGAGACACAUCACAGUGACAGGUGAUGUCAUCCAUGAGUAUGAGUACCAGGAGGACGGUCAGACCAGACUUUUUACAUUGCCAGUCAGAGUCACACAGAACAGUAACAGUGAUAUCUGUGUUGUGAACCAUACAAGUGACAAUUCAGGGGAUCUAGUGAUUAUGUCUCCCUCUGGUCACGUAAAGUCUGUAUACCGCGGAGAAAACCUGACAGAGAACUUUGACCCAAGUGAUGUAGCGUGUGACUCCCUCUGUAACAUCCUUGUUACAGAUCCAAAUAACAACCAGAUCUAUCUUCUUAGUCCUGAAGGGAAGUUCCUGAAGUUCUUACUGACAAAGAACAAAGUGAUCUGUCCAGUCUCUCUGUCCCUACACAAGACUACAUUGUGUAAAUGUGCCAGAACAGAUCAUAGAGAUCACGAAUGGAACACUCUAUCCACGGCAGCCAGCCAAAGGAGGAGAGGUUUACAUAAAUUUUUGACAAAGAUUAAGCAAAGAGAUCUGCCUGUGAUUGAUGAAAAGAAACAGAAGAUAUCAAAACAAAUCUCAGAAAAUUAA
Molecule: messenger RNA, 1599 nt
Organism: Saccostrea echinata
Lineage: Eukaryota; Metazoa; Mollusca; Bivalvia; Ostreida; Ostreidae
Exons: 2
Coding region: 1-1599 (532 amino acids)
Molecular function (GO): zinc ion binding; protein binding
Source: RefSeq, a predicted model, not a curated record